CCCACACCUGGUUUCAUGAAGUCACAGAGUGAAUGUCCGGUGAUUUAUUUUGUUGUUACACAGAGAGCGGCAUAAAGCGCGACUCAAACAAAAGACCCGCUGGGUCCUAGUGCAGGAUGAGUUUGACUAGGAUAAAAUAACAAACACAUCAAAUUGGUUCAUUUUUCACAUGCAUUUAAUUAUUUGGAAAUAAAGCGCUAGUGAGUACUACAAACUACGGUUAACCUGUUGACAGGUAGUCUAAAAGCAACGCUGGCAUGGGCCAGUCAUCUGCUGUCACUCAUCAGAAACAACAACCCUAGGCUGCUUGAGAAGGAUUUGUACAGUUUGCUAACAACAGAAUCGACCAUGUAGACAGCUGCGACUGCAUCAGAAUUCAGGAUAGUGUGGAUACAUCAUUGGGGAAGCAGCACCUGGCUGUAAUACUGAAGGGUACAGCAAGUAUUGGAGAACCCGCAGUGACACCAUGACCCUCAUGAAAGAAGAUAUGCACAUAUAUGGCCAUUGCCCAGCUCGAGAUGAGAUAUUCCUGGUGGUGUGCAGCCACUGUGGGCAGGUGGUGAAACCUCAGGCCUUUGAGGGGCACUGCGAGAGGCGGCACAGUCCUCUCCCUAAGAUGUGUGGCCGUUCAUCUUCUUUGCCCGCUAGGCAGACACCUCACCCUGGUCGCCCUUCAUUGAAUCUUUCCAUCUCUAAAGAAGAGCCUAACGAUGUCAGAAGUCAUGAAGAUAGUGCCGCUUCCUCAGCAGCAUUACCUGUCCACCAGCACAGGUCUAUCAAAGACACAGUGAGUUUUCCUUCCAUCAAGAAGUUACCCCAAGAAGCCCCUCGUCCCCUCCCACUCCAGUCCUCCUCCAUGCCUCAACCCAGGGUUCCCUCCUGGCACUCAGGACCUCUGCCCCCUGGCAACUGUUCCUCCUCCACAUCUCCGCCAGAGAGACCCUCUGAGCAGAAGCCCACUGCUGGGCAGUCUCAGAGUCCUCUGUGGGAAACAAGAACGUACUGCCAAAUCAACAAAAACAUCGAUGAGAAAGAAUGUGACCUGAAAAAACACUGCAGAGAUCUGGGUCCAAAAAGGAAGAAGCUGUGCAGACGGGAGCUUCUAUGCAAUUCUGAUUCCAUGCAACAGCAGCAGAAAGCACUAGGAAGGACCGGGACCUUUAAUCAGCUGGUGGUGGAGCCAAGAACAGCAUCAGUCUCAGCAGGCCAAAAUAUGGAGCAGCUUCCAGCAAAAUCAAAUGAAAACCCACAACAUUUGGAAACUUUGGAAGAUAUACAAAGAACUCAGGGCAGUAAAUACAACUUCAACAGCAGCUGCCACGUUUUCGGCAGGUCCAGGGGUCCAUGGGAAAGCUUUGCAGAGAAAGAAGGUGACAGCACGAUGAAAGUGGAUGUGCACCCCCCCUAUCCUUUCAACCAAACUCUUCUCUCCAGUGAUGAUGAUGAUGAUGAAGAUGCCAAGCGGGAGGAAUCCACAGACCUGCCAGCAACACCCUGGCACCCCAAACCUCUAGGGCUUUGCACGUUUGGAUGCCACACGUUGGGAUGCAGCAUCUUCACCUUUGACAGGCGAUGGCACCACCUACGGUUUGCCCUCAGCUCCAUGCUGGAUCACCAUGUCGGCUCACAUUUGUGGAACUCUCACAGGAAAAUGCCUCGAGUACCAAAAGGUCUCAGGUCACGGGAUCCAAUUGUAGGAUCACCUGUCAGAACUGGGGUCAGGCUCCCCAAAUCGUUUCGCACCCUCAGCCUCGAUUCUACCUCGCUGGGACAACUCAGACAGAACUGCAACACUCACAGCACCAAACCGCCUUCCUCUACUGCCCCUGAGAGUCUUAGUCCUGAAGGCUGCCAAAGGAACGUUGUUGGGCUAUGCAGCAGCGCUCAGUCGAGGGAGGCCGAGCUAAUUCCAGAUGAAAGCAGUGAGGACAAAUCCUCCAGAUACAUCAGGGAUCUCCUCCUUAAUGAGAAGGGCCAGCCACACACCCCCUCCUCUCAAGGACCAGUUAACGGUUUGUUCUCAUACGGACAGAAGCCAUGUCCUCCUCUCCAACUCUUCCCCCUGAGCAGAGGGAGGUCCCCAAAGAUUCAGCAGAAGGUAAUGGACUGUGACCGCACUGGUCCUGCCCAAAGGCGAAAAGGAAGAAAUAAGUCGAUGCUCCUCAGUUCAGUAUCAACAACCUCAACAUGUAAACCCUUCUCCUCCCCUCCCCACUCCAGCCUCUAGCCCGGGAAGGGAGAGAAUAAUGGGCAUGUGCUUCAAGGUUGAGGGGAAAAGAUCAGAGUCAGCAAGCUACAGCAAACAAUAGGUGGCAUACGAUCAAUGUUUUAUGAUUGUGCUGGUCUGUCCCUUAAAGAGAAAUGAAAGGUUCUGAGCACAUUCUUGAUCUCCACUUGAUUGUUUGUCUUUGUUUUUUUAACAGCAGUGAAUGAAUGCCAGUUGUUGUUUGCUUCUCAUCUUCACAGCCAAUUAAAAGGCCCGCUUUAAAAAGACAUAUUGGAGAAAAGGCUUUGUGCACACUGCAGCUGUUGACAGCCAUGUGUGACUGUGAACGGAAAUAAAUAUUUUUCUGCUA
Messenger RNA from Labrus mixtus (cuckoo wrasse), 2576 nucleotides. It is a transcript of the gene atxn7l2b, whose product is annotated as ataxin 7-like 2b. Bases 467 to 2227 code for a protein of 586 amino acids. Lineage: Eukaryota; Metazoa; Chordata; Actinopteri; Labriformes; Labridae. The transcript has 9 exons. The record is from RefSeq and is a predicted model, not a curated record.